Molecule: messenger RNA, 1128 nt
Organism: Oncorhynchus tshawytscha (Chinook salmon)
Lineage: Eukaryota; Metazoa; Chordata; Actinopteri; Salmoniformes; Salmonidae
Product: lanC-like protein 3
Exons: 2
Coding region: 471-713 (80 amino acids)
Biological process (GO): carbohydrate metabolic process
Source: RefSeq, a predicted model, not a curated record
GGUUCCAUGAAGACGCCUGAUCAUCACCAAUAUUAGGCUACCAGACAUUUUAUCCAAGGCGUUUAACAGUCAGUGGUAGGCUAUUGGCCAGUGCAUUGCUUCUUUCCAUUGGUGAUGGAAAACACCCGUUGAUUUGCCAACCGUUUCGCCGACUACAAAGGUGCGUUUCUCGUAGGUCAAGGCGUCGAAUCGGUGGUACUCACGGUUAAUGCCUUUAUAGAGAAGAUUCUAAACAAGGUGCCACCCGGAUCCACCGGCUGCGAUGGUGGGCUAUACGACGGUCCCGCUGGGGUGGCAUACAUGCUGUACCAUGUCUCCGAAUGUGCUUUUUUUUCCGACCAUAGGGAUACUUAUCUCAAAACCUCAAAGCAGAUCAUUGACGUGUCUGUGGGGUACGUGGAUGGGGAGAAGGACACAAACAUGCAGGCCUCAUUUCUCCUCGGUGGGGCGACAUCUAUACCGUCGCCGCGAUGGUGUACAAAGCCCUGGGCAUGGCGGACUUCGUUGAGCCGCUUACCAAAUUUCGGAACCUGCGGAAGAUAUGCUCACCCAUCAAUUUCUUGGAGUGCCGCUCUGACGAGCUGUUCGUGGGGCGGGCGGGGUACCUGUGCGCUGACCUGGUGGUGAAACAGAAACUGGGGAUAGAGGUUUGCAGAGUUCCUGUUUACGGAAGAGUUCAAGAUGGGUCCCUGCUCAGUCACCAGUGUUUAUAGUCUGUUUGAGGGCCUGUCUGGAACCGUUUGCUUCUUGGGUUGACCUCCUUUUCCCGACCAAUCAGAGUUCCCACUCUUCAGUGUGUUUGUGUGAUUAAGGCUACGGUUGAACAAUGCAUCCUUCCUUCCUCCUUACAUUACAAGAAUAGCUCACCACAGAAUUAAAACUUGAACUGGUUAUGUGAUCAUUGAUUGUUAUUUUAUUAAUGUGAAGUGUUUAUGUGAUUCUUAGAUGAAACGUGUUGUUAAUAUCUGAGGGUGAGCGUGUCGCUAUCAAUGUGAGACAUUUCUCCCAGAACAACUAUGCUCUGCUGACAUUGACAUUCUGCUUUAUUUCCUGUCUGGUAAAAAUAUGAAAGGCUCCCUUUAGAAUCAAAUCAAAUUAUAUUGGUCACAUACACAUGGUUAGCAGAUG